AUGAUUCAAUUGGAGGAGCGUGAUAUACCCCAGAUCCCUGGUACCAAGCUAGAUGGGGACGAAGCGCAAGAGUUGCGUUUGAUGGUGGCCGACCUCUUAGGCAGAAGGGCUACAAAUUUUCCUGGUUCACAACCUGUUUCUUUUGAAAGAAAGCAUCUCGAGGAGACACUAUUGCAAAAGGAUUACUUUGUUUGUGAAAAAUCUGAUGGUUUACGAUGUUUACUAUUCCUCAUUAAUGACCCACAAAAGGGAGAAGGUGUAUUUCUAAUAACGCGGGAAAAUGAUUAUUACUACAUUCCCAAUAUCCACUUUCCCCUUUCGGUAAAUGAAACUCCUUCUAAACCUUCUUUCCAUCAUGGAACUUUACUUGAUGGAGAAUUGGUGCUAGAAAACAAGAAUAUUAGCGAACCUGUUUUGAGGUAUUGCAUAUUUGAUGCUCUUGCAGUUAAUGGGAAAUGCAUAGUGGAUCGUCAACUACCCAAAAGGUUGGGUUACAUCACUGAAAAUGUUAUGAAACCAUUUGAUCAGUUUAAGAAAAUGAAUCCCGAUGUAGUCAAUUCUCCAGAGUUUCCGUUCAAAGUAGGGUUUAAGAGCAUGUUGACAUCCUACCACGCUGACGACGUGUUGAGCAAGAUGGACCAGCUUUUCCAUUCUUCAGAUGGGUUGAUUUACACAUGUGCUGAAACACCGUAUGUGUUUGGUACUGACCAGACUUUGCUCAAAUGGAAACCAGCCGAGGAGAAUACCGUUGAUUAUCAAUUAGAGUUUGUAUUCAACAAAGUCCAAGACCCUGACUUGGAUGAAAGAGAUCCUUCAUCGACAUACACAGAUUACGAUUCCAAACCAAAUUUGAUUAAACUACGAGUAUGGCAAGGUUCUAAUGUACACACUGAUUUUGCACAACUAGAUCUAAGCGAUGAAGAUUGGGAACGCUUAAAAGCUUUAAACGAACCUUUACAAGGAAGGAUAGCCGAAUGUCGCCAAUCAACAACAAAGAAAGGAUUAUGGGAAAUGCUUCGAUUCAGAAACGACAAAAGUAAUGGAAAUCAUGUUAGUGUGGUGGAAAAAAUUUUAAUUUCCAUAAAAGAUGGAGUGCGGGAAAAGGAAGUGAAAGAUAGUUGUCCAAGGAUUCAGAAGUAUUGGAAACAAAGAGAGGCGGAAAGGCGAAGGAGACACCUGAAUGGUCCAGCUGCUGGCAAAAAUUCUUUGUCAGAUCAUCACCACCAUCUGCUGCUGCUGCUGCAACAACAAAAACGAGAACAACAACGAGAACAACAACGAGAACAAAAACAACAAAAACAUGAGCAGCACCAUUACGGUGACGACGAACCGGUGCGGAAAAGAAUGCGCACGGAAUCAAGGGAUGACCUGCGGAGAAACCUGCACGAAGAUAACCUGUAUUCUCGACCAAACGGAAAAUCGUCUGUAGCAUAUUCAGCAGGAGCAGUAGAGCUGGCACCAGCUCCACAACUUGACGAAAUCCCAACUUAUGUAGAUAGCGACGAAGAGUAA
Molecule: messenger RNA, 1512 nt
Organism: Lodderomyces elongisporus
Lineage: Eukaryota; Fungi; Ascomycota; Pichiomycetes; Serinales; Debaryomycetaceae
Gene: CGT1
Product: mRNA guanylyltransferase
Exons: 1
Coding region: 1-1512 (503 amino acids)
Biological process (GO): 7-methylguanosine mRNA capping
Cellular component (GO): mRNA capping enzyme complex
Molecular function (GO): mRNA guanylyltransferase activity; ATP binding
Source: RefSeq, a predicted model, not a curated record